Molecule: messenger RNA, 898 nt
Organism: Truncatella angustata
Lineage: Eukaryota; Fungi; Ascomycota; Sordariomycetes; Amphisphaeriales; Sporocadaceae
Exons: 3
Coding region: 228-635 (135 amino acids)
Biological process (GO): pyruvate import into mitochondria
Cellular component (GO): mitochondrial inner membrane
Source: RefSeq, a predicted model, not a curated record
CUGUACAUUAGCAGAAGCAAGGGGACGGACGAUGCUAAUAAGCUCGGAGGUCCACCUUAAAUUUUUCCCGCCAGGUCCCUCGAAGGCUCUCCAAAUCGGAGCCAACGUUUUGAUAAUCGCCAUUUGAUUUCCAAUUCCUGCGACUAUCUCCAGCCCGCGACUGACCACAGCCCGUUCACCAUUCUCUCACCCUCCCGCCUUCUAACGCAACCGAUUGAUCAGUCAAGAUGGCCGCCUUUUUCAAAGCAGUCAAUGCCAAGAUUAGGUCUAACCCGACCUUGAGCUACUUCUGCUCAACACACUUCUGGGGUCCGGCUUCCAACUUCGGUAUUCCCUUGGCCGCCAUCGCCGAUGCGCAAAAGUCGCCCGACCUGAUCUCUGGCCAGAUGACCGGUGCUCUCGCCAUCUACUCGGCAACCUUCAUGCGAUACUCUAUGGCUGUCUCGCCUGCAAACUACCUUCUGUUUGCCUGCCACUUCAUCAACGAGGGUUCGCAGCUCACGCAGGGCUACCGAUACGUCAACUGGCAUUACUGGGGCGGCAAGGAAGCUGCGGCUGCCCAGGGUAACCUAGAUGCCGUAAAGGACAAGGUCGUCGAGGCGGGUGAAAAGGUCAAGGCUGCUGUCACGAAAUAAGAGCUGAGAGUUGGCGACGGGGUCAUAUAAGGGGUGAAUGGGAAGAUACCAGGGCCGGCAGCCAAGAUAUGUUGAAUAGGUCUACGUACAUAACGCCGAAGGGGCCUCGAGAUCGAUAAUUGAUCACGAGUGGUCGACGAUAGAGUGCAGCCACGGACAAGUGGAGGAGGUAGCUCUGUAUUUCUACUGCAUACAUAGGCUCGAGUUUUCUGUCUAGUAGAGUCUAUAUAUUAUAUCAUGGCUUGGUGCCGUUUACUGGUCUA